Molecule: messenger RNA, 1449 nt
Organism: Rhizophagus irregularis DAOM 181602=DAOM 197198
Lineage: Eukaryota; Fungi; Glomeromycota; Glomeromycetes; Glomerales; Glomeraceae
Source: RefSeq, a predicted model, not a curated record
AUGGCUUGUAGUAACAAUAAAGUAGUAUUGAAAAAUUUGAAACAAGUAGCACUGAGAUUUCUAAAGUUGAUGAUUGGUUUGAUUGGAGUUGUUGUUGUUGUUGUUGUUGUUCUGAGAUUGUUGAGUAAAUUUGGGAAAAGUGGAAAUACAAUUAUAGAUGAUUUUAUUCUUAAAAAAAGAUUAAGAUGGAUUCCUUAUAACAAAUUUAAAAAUGUUGAAUAUCUUAAUGAAGGAGGAUUUGGCAUUAUAUACAAAGCUACUUGGUUAAUAAAGAAUUAUAAACAUAGAGAUGUAAUUCUUAAAUGUCACAAGAAUUUAAAUGAAAAUUUAGAUGAAUUUUUGAAAGAAUGGGAAUAUCAUAUGAAGUGUUUAGUUUCAUCUUCUGCUAUUAUUGAAUUUUAUGGAUUUACAAAAGAUCCAAAUACUUCAAAAUAUAUGGUAGUAAUGGAUUAUGCAAAUAAAGGUAAUUUGAGAGAAAAUUUAACAAGAAUAGUCAAAAAUAAUUGGAAUCAAAAAUUACUUAUGUUGUAUAAGAUGAUUUCUGGACUUAAAAGGAUACAUAAUCAAAAGCUUACUCAUUGUGAUUUUCAUGAUGGCAAUAUUUUAAAUCAUAAUGAGAGUGUAAUUUAUAUUAGUGAUUUAGGAUUAUGCCAACCUGUAAAAUCGGGUUUGAAAAAGUAUGAUAUUUAUGGUGUUAUACCAUUUAUGGCUCCUGAAGUUUUAAGAGGCAAACCUUAUACUCCAGCUAGUGAUAUAUAUAGUUUUGCUAUGAUUAUGUGGGAAUUUACAUCAGGAAUACCACCAUUUAAUAAUAGAGCACAUGAUCUUCAUCUUAGUUUAAGUAUUUGUAAAGGUGAACGUCCUGAAAUUAUUGAAAAUACUCCACAACGUUAUGUAGAUUUAAUGAAAAAAUGUUGGAAUGAAGAUCCAUUAAAAAGACCAUCUACAUCAGAAGUAAUAGAUGCUUUUGUUAGUUGGAUUUUCCGUCCUCGUAAUAAUGAAUUUAAUGAAGAAUUAAAAAACAACAUUAUGGAAUUUAUAAAUGCACCAAUUGGGCAGCUUGCUACUAAAUCUCAUCCUAAAGCAUGUUUUACAAGUCGCUUACUUGAUUUUACUAGUAAAAAAUUAAAUGAAAUUCUUGAAAGUGAAAAUUUGGAUAAUUAUUUAAUUAAAGAUUUGAAGUCAUUAGAUGAAAAUACUAGUGAAAACUUGAAUGAAAUUCUUGAAAGCGAAGAUUUACAAGCUAGUGUGAAAGUAAAUGAAACAUUAGUAAGUGAAAAUUUGGAUGAUUAUAUAAUUAAGGAUUUGGAGUCAUUAGAUGAGAAUAAUAGUAAAAAGUUGAAUGAAAUUCUUGAAAGUGAAGAUUCACAAACUUAUCAUGCAAGCUAUUCUUCUACUGUUAUAACUGAAGAUUUGGAUGAUUGUAUAAUUAAAGAUACAAGUAAUUAG